Messenger RNA from Psammomys obesus (fat sand rat), 1310 nucleotides. RefSeq names its product Tax1 binding protein 3 (gene Tax1bp3). Gene Ontology annotation, biological process: neurotransmitter receptor transport, endosome to postsynaptic membrane; neurotransmitter receptor transport postsynaptic membrane to endosome. The transcript has 4 exons. The record is from RefSeq and is a predicted model, not a curated record. Gene Ontology annotation, molecular function: protein binding. Bases 71 to 445 code for a protein of 124 amino acids. Lineage: Eukaryota; Metazoa; Chordata; Mammalia; Rodentia; Muridae. Gene Ontology annotation, cellular component: adherens junction; postsynaptic density; postsynaptic membrane.
AGGGCGCGGCCGCGGGCAUUCUAGCUGCUGGUCUCACCGGGUGCUGUCGGCUUGUCAGUUUUGGGUCGAAAUGUCCUACGUCCCUGGCCAGCCUGUCACCGCCGUAGUGCAAAGAGUUGAAAUUCAUAAAUUGCGUCAAGGUGAGAAUUUAAUCCUGGGCUUCAGUAUUGGAGGUGGAAUUGACCAGGACCCUUCCCAGAAUCCCUUCUCGGAAGAUAAAACAGACAAGGGUAUUUACGUCACACGAGUGUCUGAAGGAGGUCCUGCUGAAAUUGCCGGGCUGCAGAUUGGAGACAAGAUCAUGCAGGUGAAUGGCUGGGAUAUGACCAUGGUCACUCAUGACCAAGCUCGGAAGCGGCUCACCAAGCGCUCGGAGGAGGUGGUGCGUCUGCUAGUGACUCGGCAGUCUCUGCAGAAGGCUGUACAGCAGUCCAUGCUGUCUUAGCAGUCGGCCAGUCUUGACGUGUGCCUGCCAACCUUUUUGUACAGUGACAACACAUCCACGCUCUGUUGUAUUUCUUUCUGGCUUCUGCUGUGUGCUGGGUCCCAGCUCUGAGGGUUAAUGACUGAUCCCAAAGGUCCAAGCCAACCUUUCUAUCCCUCACCCCCCAGUCAGAGGCCACGGGACCAGUGCUCUCUCUUGGAUACUGAGGAUUGGAAGUAAGGGCCUAGAGUAGUAUCCAGUCUUCAGUAACCAUAGUCUCCAUCCGAGACCAGCUCCUUGACCACAGCAGGGGCUGAGCAGUCAGGAAACACCUCUGAGAGCUGCCAAAGCUUGAAAAUGCCAGGCUGGGCCAUUUCCCCUAUUUGCUCUGGUUGACGGGCUUGGCCCUGCCCUGUGUCAUCUCCAUCUCCUCAGUGCCUCUCCCCAUAAUUCCCCUAUCAUGGUGCCCAGCCUGGGGCUGGACCCACAUAUGCCAGAGACAGCAUGAAGGCCACCUGGAUGGAAGAGGGCAGGCUCCCACUACCUUCAUUCCCCUAAUGGGUGCUGGCCUCCCCAGGGUCUACCUGCUUACAUGAUUUAUACAAGUUUCGAGACUGACAUUUCAGGGCAGCUCUCAGAAUUGCCAUUUUUCUCUACACCUGUGGAUUUAGCUUUUGUAUUUUUUAAGUCUCAACUUUGAUACAAAGUGUUUUUAUCUUACUGUUUGGAAAAGCCAAUUCUCCUUUUGAAUUUAGCUUACUAAUUCACACACCUGGAAGCAGCAACUUGUAGCAUGUGACCAAGCCAGUUGGUUACUAUGGAAAUGGGAAAGUAUGAUGCUAUCCCAUGCUCAACACUUGUACCCAAUAAACAAAGCUGGAAUUCA